UCCGAGAGUCGCGUUGGCGUUUUCUAAACAGAGACAGACAUUUCGAUGAAGACAGUCCAGGUCAGAAGAUGUGGCGACUGUAACUGAAUCUGGAGCCAGACACACGGAUUGGACAUGCCCAGGUUGUUCUACCAUGGACACAGACAUGAUACCAACAUUCACUUCAAAAGACCAGGAGAUUGACUACUGGAAGGCCUUAUCCCUCAAGUAUAAGAACAGUUACCAUGAGGCGCAGGAGGAGCUGCUGGAGUUCCAGGAAGGGAGCACAGAGCUGGAGGCAGAGUUAGAGGCCCAGCUGGUGUUCCAGGACCUGCACAGCAAAGACUGGAGGCAGGACAACCUCAAGGAGAAGUUGGAGCAGCAGUAUUCUCAGAGCUAUAAGCAGGUCUCCAUGUUAGAGGAUGACCUGGGACAGACCAGAGGAAUCAAGGAACAGCUUCAUAAAUACGUCAGAGAACUGGAGCAGGCCAACGAUGACCUGGAGAGAGCCAAGAGGACGACCAUCGUAUCUCUGGAGGACUUUGAGGGUCGUCUGAACCAGGCCAUAGAGAGGAAUGCCUUCCUGGAGAGUGAGCUGGAUGAGAAGGAGUCUCUACUGGUCUCAGUACAGCGACUAAAGGAUGAAGCCAGAGACCUGAGACAGGAGAUGGUGGUGAGGGAGAGGACUGCAGACAGAAUGUCAGCCCCCAGCUCUCCUACCCUGGACAUGGACAAGAUGGACUCUGCUGUCCAGGCCUCCCUGUCCCUGCCUGUCACCCCUGUAGGGAAGGGCAUGGAACACCCGUUCAUCAACCCUAAAUCAUCAGUGUUAACAAAUGGCUGUGGGCCUGGCGGCUCACCUCUGACCCCAUCAGCAAGAAUCUCUGCUCUUAAUAUCGUUGGGGACCUUCUUAGAAAAGUGGGGGCGCUGGAGUCCAAGCUAGCUGCAUGUAGGAACUUUGCCAAGGACCAGGCGGUGAGGAAAACCUACUCCACGUCGUCCAGCAACAUGAUCACUGGGAACGGAAACAUCAUCAACAGCAACGCCACCAAGUUCUCUCACUCACUACACACCACCUACUACGACAAAACGGCUGUGAAUGGACUGGACCCCAGCACCCUGAGUGCCCUGGCGUCGCCCCGGACUGUCUCCCCUCCUGGCAUGCUGCCUCUCACCGUUUAGCAUGGCCCCCACCUCUGUACAAGCUCCCCGCAGAACAAGGUUACCCUCAUCCUUCACCCCAAACCCCCCCCCCCACACCAAAUCUCUGUACAACUCCCCGCAGAACAAGGUUACCCUCAUCCUUCACCCCAAACCCCCCCCCACACCAAAUCUCUGUACAAGCUCCCCGCAGAACAAGGUUACCCUCAUCCUUCACCCCAAACCCCCCCCCCACACCAAAUCUCUGUACAACUCCUGUGCGCCCCGCAGAACACUGAGAGGAGAGAACACUUGAAGAACCGUUACUGUGUGUGUGUGUGUGUGUGUGUGUGUGUGUGUGGAGAGACACUUGACUGAAUGCUUGAAAAGGCCUCACUCACCUAUGAGUGGGUGGGGUUGGAUGCUGGGUGUGUUUGUGUGUAUUUAACAUACAGGCACAUGCCUCUGCCUGAGCUGUUCUUUGCUCAUGUGGAUGAUGUGUUGGUGACCUCUGUGCUCUGGAGUGUCUCCAUUUUGGCUCCAUCAGUUUAUCAGUUUCACUCUAUAACAGCUAUAUAACAGCAACUGUACCUGACAAAGGUCCCCAACGGACUGCAGCUUCCUUCCUCGUAACCUUUUAUUUACUUCUCUGAAUGAAUUGCACAAUUACAAAUAAUUUAUAUUUACAAUGUUGUAUUUAAAAAAAUGAAAGGGGACUUUUUGCAAAGUGAGAUGAUUUCAUCAUUACUGUAUGUAUGCUUUAAGAUGCAAUAUUUCCUGUUUGUUUGUGUGUUAUGUUAUGGGGUCAGAUGGAGUUGAUGACCCUUAACCUCCAUGUACCGAAGAAUGACUGAAUUAAUGUUUACUGUGUUCAGGCUGUGAUCAGAACCAUG
Oncorhynchus nerka (sockeye salmon) is the source of this 2013-nucleotide messenger RNA. RefSeq names its product nuclear distribution protein nudE-like 1-B. Gene Ontology annotation, molecular function: microtubule binding. Lineage: Eukaryota; Metazoa; Chordata; Actinopteri; Salmoniformes; Salmonidae. Gene Ontology annotation, cellular component: centrosome; kinetochore; kinesin complex. Gene Ontology annotation, biological process: establishment of mitotic spindle orientation; cell migration; mitotic centrosome separation. The record is from RefSeq and is a predicted model, not a curated record.